Messenger RNA from Chara braunii, 1370 nucleotides. Lineage: Eukaryota; Viridiplantae; Streptophyta; Charophyceae; Charales; Characeae. The record is from the annotation of a GenBank genome assembly.
GGUUAACUAAGGAAACUUUUCAGCGCUUAUGCCCUCCGAGACAACACUCGUUAAUGAGGGAACGGCAACAUCCGUUCCACGCAGAGGCGCCGCUGGCAACGGAUUCAACAGCAAUUGGAGAGUAUGCUUUGACUUAUUUCAAGGAUAUCCUAACUUCGCGGCGCCAACCAGACAUCUCUUUGCAGCAACUGCAAGGGGAGCAAGACUUGCGGCAACACACACACACUCGGCUGGGACAGGAAGCCGCGGAUGCUCUCGAGCAACCAUUCACUGCAGAAGAACUUCAGCAGGUUGUCAAAUGCAUGGCCAGGGGCAAACGGUCGGGCUCAGAUGGCCUGCCAGUCGAGUUUUACGAAGCGACAUGGGAGCACAUCGGGGCAGACCUCUUGAAGCUAUAUAAUCGGGUCUCAGACGGCGACAUCCUAACGGAAGAAAUGAAACUGGACAUCAUUACGCUGAUCUAUAAAAAGGAUGAUAAGUCAAACAUCCGGAACUGGAGACCGAUUUCGAGGCUCAACGUGUCCUAUAAGAUUUUGGCGAAGGCACUGUCUAGAAGGCUUGCCCCGCACCUGCCGAGGCUUGUGCACAAAGACCAGGGUGCUUUUAUUCAAGGUAGAUCAAUUGCGGAGAACAUCUUGAUGGCGGUGAGAGCGCUUGAGGUAAUACCAAGAGAGAAGAGGCAGGUCAUCGCGGCAAUGCUUGACCUUGAGAAGGCGUAUGACCUCAUGGAGAUACUUCUCAAUGCCUUUUGGGCCUCCCCACGCAUCCAAGGCCUAGCCUUGGGGGAAUCUGACACGCUGCUGACGGAGCCAAUAGCGGACGACUUGUUGCUGGUUAUGGAAGUUACGCAGGAGUCGAUGGGGGAGGCCAAAACUCUCCUUGACACCUACUGCACUGUAUCCGAAGCCCAAGUAAACUGGAACAAGUCAGUUUACUUCCUCCCGAAGGAAUACAACUUAACGGGGCAGGACUGGGGGAUGAAGCGCAUUCCCCCGGACAUCUCAAAGCGCUACCUCGGAGUGCAAGUCUCGCUGUCGAAUGCCAAGCCAAGACAACAGGCCAUUCUACAAGCCAAGGUUCAGGUCAGUUUGAAGCGUUGCCGCAUCGCAGCAUGCACAUCACUGCUGGGGAGAGCGCUGCUGAUCAAUGCUGUCGUCUUUGCCCAGGUCUGGUUUAUUGCUGAUGUUCGCCUUCUCUCUAAAGAAGUCCUCAAGCCACUGACUGCAGAGGCAGCGCGCUACCUUUGGAAGCCGACCUCGCAAGAGGGGCAAGGCUACAUCACCAAAUGCUCCUAGGCUAAGGUGACCAGUAACAAGCAAGAGGGGGGGUUGGGCAUCAUUGACCCAAGACAACAAAACCUUGCUUUAUUG